Molecule: messenger RNA, 2361 nt
Organism: Encephalitozoon cuniculi GB-M1
Lineage: Eukaryota; Fungi; Microsporidia; Unikaryonidae
Product: proteasome regulatory particle base subunit RPN2
Exons: 1
Coding region: 1-2361 (786 amino acids)
Biological process (GO): regulation of protein catabolic process; proteasome-mediated ubiquitin-dependent protein catabolic process
Cellular component (GO): nucleus; proteasome storage granule; proteasome regulatory particle, base subcomplex
Molecular function (GO): enzyme regulator activity
Source: RefSeq, marked provisional
AUGCAAACAAUAAGGAUUUUGCCGAACAUAAGAGCUCUUCUGAGGGAUGGAAGGGAGUCCGAGGCGAUCGAUGUGAUAAAUGCGCAUGUGGACGUGGUUGCUCCGCAUAUAAAAGACGAUCUCCGAUACAUCAAGUCCUCUGACCCGAAAACGAGCCUGUGCUUGAGUAAGAUCUACUUUGUCCUCGAGGACUAUCAGCAGGCCAUCGAGUACGCACUUCGUGCUGGGGAUCUCCUUGUCGACGAUGGGUCUUUCUACUACACCUCCAUCGUCUAUCACAUGAUGGACUCUGCUGAUAUAGGAGGCGACGACAGAAUCAGGGAUUUUGUUCUCAAGGUUAUAGGUGCAGAGGAUGUGGAUGAUUCCCUCAUAGGAUAUUUAUUUUCCAUUAAGGCAUAUGGGCUGCUCAAGGAGGCGCUUGUAAAGUACAUAAGCGACGGGAAUGACUGCAGGAGGCUGCUUGACCUUCUUAUAUCACUUGGAGAGGAGGAGGGGUGCCUGAAAGAGAUAUAUGGAAUGCUUGCAGAGAUCGGGCCGGGAAAAAAGCCGUUUAUUUUUUAUGUUAUAGAUGCCUACUUCUAUCUUGAGGAUGUGGAGAAAGUCAAGGCCCUAAUUGAAAGACUUGUGAAAGAGGAUAUUCUUCUGUGCUAUGACGUUGCAUUCUACACUGAGGACAAUUACAGCCCCGAGAUCGAGGUGGCAGACCAGAGAGUCAUGUCAAUACUCAGUGGGGAGUUCAAGAAGAAGAUCCUGGGCGCGUUUCUUCUUGAAAAGAAUCUUACCAGCUUUAAGUUUCUUGAGUCCAUAGCAAGAACCAGGACUCACUACCUAGGGCUGGCCAACUCUCUGAUGAACCUGGGAACCUCCAACGACACGCUUUACAGAAAUAACGCAGACAUUUUUGGGCAGUCAAGUGAGUGGGCAAAGUUCAGCGAGGUGGCGAGUAUUGGCAUGAUCCACCUAUUCAACUCCAAUCCUUACGAGAUUCUCAAGAACUAUCUGCCCAGUGAAGUCAGCCAAAAGGAAGGAGGAGCUUUAAUGGCUCUGGGCCUCAUAAAGGCAGGGACAUUCAGCGAGGAAGACACCGAGUACCUCCUCUACUUUCUGGACACGGAGGAUACCCUCACCCCCGAGCUGGCAUAUGGUGUGUGCCUGGGGCUGGGGCUUAUCAACAUGGGAUCUGCCAACAGAGAGAUUUUAAACAAGCUCAAGGAGCUCUCAAAGGUCGAUCGGACACUGCUGGUAGAAGCCUCUGUAUACGGAAUGGGGAUGCUGGGCCUCAACUCAUGGAGUGUUGAACUUCUGGAGGACCUGCGGACGAUUGCCGGAGAAACCGAGUUCGAACGCGUGAAGAGGGCUGUUGGGAUCUCGUUUUCGCUGGUUCUGAUGUUCAGCGAGGAAAUGUUCUAUGACGAGUGCAAUGCCUCGAAUGGGGAUUUCAAGAACUACAUCAACGAACUUCUCUAUGACAAGGACUCUAUAAUGAGGGCCAACGGUGUUCUUUCUCUUGGAUCUGCGUUUGUUGGCACAGGUAGACUCGGCGUAAUCUCGACGCUUCUUCCGUACAUCAACGACGGAGAUGACGAUGUUAAGAGAGCAGCAGUGAUAGCUAUUGGGCUUGUAUGCUGCGACGAUAGAGAUCUCCUUGUGGGGACCCUGGAGCCUCUCUCUGAGAACCACAACUUCUUUGUGAGGGCAGCUGUUGCAGUGGUUCUCGGGCUGUUUCUCUCCGGAACAGGAGAUAAGGUCUGCACCAAUAUCCUGGAGGCAUUGAUGUACGACACCAACAGUCUUGUCAGGCAGUCUGCCUGUAUUGGAGUUGGGUUCAUUACGAUGCAGUGCAACCCUGAGCUUGUUCCGAACUACAAGCGCAUCAUCGAGAAGCUGAACAGGCUGAUAGUGGACAAGAAGGAGAGCGGGGCUGUAGAGCUGGGGGCUGUGCUUGGAAGGGGACUGAGCGAAGGUGGAGGAAGGAAUAUCGUCUUUUCUGUAAGAAAUAUGUCUGGAAUCACGUCUGCAGACAGGAUUGCAGGUGCAGUUCUGUUCCUGCACUACUGGUACUGGCAUCCCCUCAUAAGCAUGGUGUCCCUCUGCGCCCUUCCGACAACGGUCUUCUGCUUCAACGAGGAUCUUGAGGAGGAGGAGAUUGAAAUCCCGACAUCCAGCCGUUACAACAAUCUUCUUAUAUGCCUUCCAGACAUCAAGAAGGCAAGAAGAUUCAAACAGAAGCCCAAGGAAGACAAGGAGAUUGUCAUCGAGUCGCCCUCUGUGUUGACAUUUGGUAGUAGGUGUACAAUCAAGCAACGAGAGGAGUGCGGCAUUGAUGCACCUGCCAUCUUGUUUGUGAAGAAGAAGAAAUAA